This is a messenger RNA of Hypanus sabinus (Atlantic stingray), 3742 nucleotides long. RefSeq names its product NACHT, LRR and PYD domains-containing protein 1b allele 5. The record is from RefSeq and is a predicted model, not a curated record. The transcript is spliced from 17 exons. NCBI's taxonomy places the organism in Eukaryota, Metazoa, Chordata, Chondrichthyes, Myliobatiformes, Dasyatidae. Gene Ontology annotation, molecular function: protein binding. Gene Ontology annotation, cellular component: THO complex part of transcription export complex. Gene Ontology annotation, biological process: regulation of DNA-templated transcription elongation; mRNA export from nucleus; signal transduction. The coding region runs from base 120 to 1688 and encodes 522 amino acids.
ACCGGCUCGUAUCGCUUUUCCACACCCCCUGUCACUCGGGGGGGUAGUUCCGUCUUAUUCCCGCCACUGACUUUAAAAACCCUCAGUACCCGUUAAACUUGCACACUCAAUGGAUAGAGAUGGUUGCAGACUUUUCAGUUGAAGAAAUGCAAGCCAGUGAAGAGAAAGCUUCUCUAAGGGACACAAAAGAAGAAAAUCCAGAUGCCGUUGACCACUCAGAGUCAGGGUCUGAUGAUGAUAGCUCUGCAGGAUCUGAAAAGACAGACUCUGAUUCAGACAUAUCUGAAGCAGAUACAGAUCAAGGCACAGAAGGCCCUCACUUGUUAAAAGCAGAUCCAGGGGACUGCAGCACUGAAGAUACAACAACUGUAAAGUCAGACCCAGACUUAUAUAUCAAGCCAUCAUGUCCAAGUUGUGACAGUCAAACGAACCAAAACUUCGAACAAGUAACACCAAGACAGAUCUCAGAGGAACGUUUCUGUUUAAAAUUGGAUCACGAAGGAACCUAUCAGUGUGUUACCACUGGCCUGGUAUUUGAAGUGACAGAAAAAGUUGACAUUGUUUACUCAAUUCUGUCCUGGUACAAAUACGACACAUUUCUGAAAGACAACUGGAAACUUUGUGGCCCACUGUUUGAAGUGAAGAGUGAUCCAACAUUAAUAAAAAGUAUUUACUUCCCUCAUUCCCUCUGCUUAGCAAAACACUUAACUGAUUUAGAAUUUAAAAUUUUACACAUAAAGGACCGGAAGGCCGAAAUUGAGCCUAUAACUGAUCAUUCGACCACGCACGUUCAGUGGAAUGUGAGCUCUCUGUCACCUGUUGGACCAAUAUUCCAGACCACUUCCCAGGAUAUUCAACAUCACGGUGUUGUGCUGAUCUACAAAGUAAUUAAUGACCACCAGUCCUUACUGUUUCAUGUGUAUAUGGCAGCAAACAAUGAUUCAGUAAUUAAGGACAUUAUCAAGGCAGAAAAACAUGCAAAGCAAAAAUCAGUAAAAAUUGAUAAGCCCUCGGCUUGCUGCAAAAAGCUGACCAAUGGCAAAACAUACCGACUCCUGGGUGAACCGCACGCUGAAAUCAUCCCUGAGGAGAUCGAAUUCAUGGAUAUGACAUCUUUUAAAUGUAAAAGUUACUUUGAAGUAUAUUUAGAACAACGAGAAGAUCUUCAGCUGAAGUUAAUCGACAAAGAGACAGAUGAAGUGAUAUGGACCUCAAAAUUGCGGGAGUGUGACUGGGCAAACCAUAAGCAGAAUGAACAAGGCAAACAAAGAGAUGUUAAACAAAACAGGAGACGAAAAUCAAGCACUGAAAUCUCUGUGGAAGAUAACCAUGUCAAAAAACCACGAUGGGAUGAUAAAGCAGAUGAACUAACCUGCAAAAGGAGUAAUAACAUGACCGAUAAGCAGUUAAUGCAGUUCGCUGAAAAACUGGGGAGUAACUGGCAAGUUAUUGCCAUAAGCUAUCUUGAUCUGGAAUACCAGGAUAUUUCAAAAAUUAAAGAAGAACAAAACAUAUUGACAAUGCAGAUAUUUCGAAUGUUGCAAAUAUGGAAGGAUAAAGAAGUGAACAAUGCAACUCCUUCCAAUCUCCAUAAUAAACUCAUUAGGGCUGAUAUUCCAUGUGAAGCCCGGAAUGUUCUGGAAGAUUUUUGUAAUGGAGAAUCCAAUGAGAAGAGGCAAAUCCUUUAGGAUUCAUCAAGUAAUCUCCAUUACAAUUGCUCCCAGCACAAUUCUUUAAAGACCUGUAUGGGAUGUGGAUUUUCCUGAAAAGACUAAAAUUUAUUUUCUGUCCCUAACUGUCUUCAAGAAAUUGUUGGCAAAUUAGCUUGUUAAACCACUACAUCUAUGUAGUCACUUUUGUUUGGAGUAGCAGGAAUUUCACCAGCAAUGAUGAAUAUAUAUUAAAUGAAUCCAACUAACCUCAGUGACUGACAUAGAGAAGAUGUAAAGACAGUGCUGGUCCCAAAAUAAUAGUAUGUCUCUGUCUAGAUUGUAGAGACAGAUGUUGGGAAGCUCUGUUGAACAGAUGCUUUUGUCCAUUGGAUGGUGCAACUCCAGUUAUGGUGUACCAGUGUACUAGUCCACCUGAGGGAUUGAAUACCUAAAAUGGUGGAUUAAUAUCAAUCAGCUGGAUUACUUUGGCCUUGAUGGCAUUACUUGAAUAUUAUUGUAAUUGCACUCACUCAGACAAGUGGAGAUCAUCCCAUCACUCUACUGACUCUGGUCAAGAAAAGUAAUGCAGAAAAUAUCUGCUCAUGAAGCUGAUACAAUUAAGUGUCCAGUCAAUAUUAUCCAUUAAUGAUGAUGGAUCUGACAAUGGUAAUUCCAUUGAAUGUCAAGGGGAGGUAGGUGAUUGCCAUUUUAAUGACAGCUAUUAUGGAUCUCACUGCAGAGCUACUUUUAUGAAUGGAGAUGCCAGUGCAACUUAAACUUCGGGUGCAGUGAGAUCCAGAACCUCAGGCUUCAGCAUUACAUAUGCAAUCUUGUUGGGCUACAGCUUUUGAAAUGAACAUGUUUUCAUUACACAUGGAUUAACUGGCAAUGACCGAAGGCUAUCCUCAAUGAUGGAGAUAACUUCCAAAAAAGACCAAGGCAGAUCAUACAUGUUCCAAAUAUUUCACCUCAUCUCUUGCACACAGAGUUGGACACCCCAUCAUUUAUGAUAAUUAUAAUGGUCAGUUGAUUUAUUUUCCUUCACUGUUCACGGAUUGUGGUGAUAGAACUACAGGGCUUUUAGAUAUGAGAUAGCUUAACUCCAGCAAUUGGAUACUGUUUUUACUGUUCAAAAUAUAUUUAGUCCUUGGUUGCAGCUUCACCAAGUACCAAAUUUUAUGUGCAGCUGGUGCUGCUUCUAACAUGUUCUUCAACACUUCUCAUUGGACCAGGUUUGGACACUGGGCAUGAAGGAUCUGCAGGUUAUUAAGUAGCAGAUUGUGGUGGGAUUCAAUUUAUUUGAUGCUGAAGAUCUACAGCACUUAAUGGAAGACCCGCUUUAUUCUGCAAGAUCUUUAGAAAUGUAUUCCAUUACGUAGGGAUAACAUUACAUGAAAUUGAUGAAGACUGUGUUUGGCUCUUUAAAGCUGGGGAUAACAAUGGCUUCUUCCAAUAUUGUCAUGUAGCCAAAUUUGUGAGGAUGAGGUUAACUGGAUUUUCCCUUCAUUUUGGGUGUCUCACUGCCCGCCACUAUGUUUACAUUGGUAAUGCCCUGUGAUCCAGUUGAUUUUGAACAUUAUAGAUAAUUUGGUGCAAUUCCAAUGGUUGCAAAGACAUUCCAAAGUGUAGUUAAGAGUCCAUCACACUUGGAGUCACAUUUAGGCAACGUAUUUACUUUCUGAUUUUCUAUAAGAGAACAUUUGUGAAUCAUGUUUUCCAAAAAGUUCUAUUUCAUAAAAAGGCAGAAAAUUUAAGAGAUACUGUUAAUGUAGAUCUUAAAGUUGUAAAGCUGGUUACAAAAAUGUGGCAUGAAAAUACUCUUCAAUAAUGUACAAGCUUUUUUGAAAAAACAUUAAUUUGUACAUAAAUGUCUAUAGAUUUUUGUAUAUCAAUAUGCUGUCAUUAUAUACAGUAAACUAUUACAAAGAAAAUGGUAGCAUAUGUAUAGAGGGAUUUGAUGUGAUUGGCUGGAAAAGUGUAAUGGAUAUUAACGUAUUGUAAUUGAAGUCAUCAAUUUAUUUAAAAAAAUCUAAAUUUAGAAAGCUGUUUUAUAAGAGUCAGACAUUUUCUAAUCAGAUUAAAAAAUGAUU